CCCCCUCCAAUUUCAAUCAACCAAAAACACGGUGAUCAUCUGAAUAUGGGUACGGAAUGUGUCAAUAUCCAAAGGAACACAUUAAAUCCAGGAAAGGCAAUUUUGUUUAGCUUUGGUGUUUCCUUGAGAUAAAGUGGGUGAUGAUAGCAUGAUGGGAACAUAGAAAAUAUUAAGGUAACGUUAGUGCAAUGACAGCUACGUAUUUUGAACUAGAAAGAGUAAACACUGCAGGCCUGAUUCUCAACAUAUGCCGGUGUAAAUCAGAAGUAAAAUCCACUGAAGUCAGACCCCCCAAAUUCAUAGGAAGGACACUCCUAGUUUUAACUAUAGUAGAAAUCCUUUUUCUAUUUAGUGAAACUCCAUUUAAGUGUGUCAGACAUGUCAAAGUUACAUUUUGCCCUAGGCCAGGGCUUGCUACUUCAUGUCCAUUCCUGACUCUGUCAAUCAUUAUCCAACCAGUGUAUCAGGGGUGGAGCUGAAAGGCAAUAAAAAUAAGAGGUGAGAAGGGGAAGUGUUCUAGUAUUUAUACCGGUACCUGAAGCGAUUCACAUAAACCAGUCUUACAUUUUGCAAUAUUUCUUUCUUAUUUCAGGAUCCUAAACCAAUUCCCCUUUCCCUGCCCCACCCCCUCAGCCAGUUCAUAUAAAACUCACUCUGCCUUUAGCAACACCUUGCUAGGCUGUUGUCUGUUAGUGCAUGAGUGUCUGCCUUCUCUCUAGGAGAAUGGACACUUACAUCUCUAUAGCUGACCCUUCUGUCUUGCUCUGCUUGGGUAUGACUGCAGCAUUUGGAAUAAUCACCUUUUACAAAGCCAAGAAGAACCAGGUGGAGAAAAGGUGUAUAUCUGCCUGUGGUCUCCUCCUGCUGCUUUUAUUGGAAAUACUCUGUUUUGCCAUGCUGAAAAGUUACAUAGGCUUAAUCCUGUUCUCUAUGGCAUGUCUCAUCUGUUACAUUUACUUAUCAGUUCAAACAAUGUUACCUGUGGACAACAAAGCUGUAUUGAUCACAGGAAGUGAUUCCGGGAUUGGACAUGAAUUGGCGAAGUACCUUGAUAAUUUAGGAUUUGUUGUAUUUGCUGGUGUCUUAAAUAAAAAAGGACCUGGGGCUGAAGAAUUAAAAAGAAGCUGUUCCCAGAGACUGUGUGUCCUACAGCUGGAUAUAACCAGUUCUGCACAAAUUAAGGAAGCCUAUCUUAAAAUUUCAGAGAUGGUGCAAAAUACAGGGUUAUGGGGUGUCAUCAACAACGCUGGAAUCCUGGGGUUUCCUGCAGAUGGUGAGCUGCUGCCCAUGAGUGUUUACAAGCAGUGUAUGGAUGUGAAUUUCUUUGGGCAUGUUGAGGUGACCAAAAUGUUCUUACCAUUACUUCGGAAAUCCAAAGGAAGGCUAAUUAAUAUCUCUAGUAUGGCAGGAGGCAUUCCGAUGGCAAGGUUUGCCGCAUAUGGUGCAUCAAAAGCAGCUCUGUCCAUGUUUUCUGGAGUAAUGAGGCAGGAGCUUGCCAAAUGGGGAAUUAAAGUUGCUGCAGUUCAUCCAGCCGGCUUCAGAACGUGCAUACAAGGUACAUCUGAGUUGUGGGCUAAGCAAGAAAAGCAUCUUCUGGAGAAUCUCACACCAGACGUGAAGAAAGAUUAUGGUGAAGACUACAUUGAAGCACUCAAAAAAUUCCUCCUGAUCAUGCCAGUUCAUUGUGAUCCUGACCUCUCUCCAGUACUAGAUGAUGUUCUCCAUGCUUUAUUGGCAAAGAGUCCACAUGGUUUAUACACUCCAGGCAAAAGUGCUUACCUAGCUCUUUGUACCUUUUGCUAUUUUCCUCUCUGGCUUUACGAUUUGUAUAUUGGUAAGAUGCAAAGUAACAAAAGUGUACCCAGCGCUUUAAGGGCAUCAGAGGCCAAAAACAAGAACACGUAGGCAGAGUGUGGAAUUCUGUCAGCAUUUUAAAUUACACCAGGAGAACAGGGAAAGGUUUUGUGUGAAGACACUGUUUGCUACAUUGCAAUUUAUUGGGGCCCUUUGCUCGUCAAAUUGCAUUCCAGCUGCUGGGCAAUUGGGGCUGAGGUUAAUCUUGAAGCUUUGUGUAUUUUAGGUCUUGUCUACACUAUGGGGGGAGAUUGAUCUAAAUUAUGCAACUUCAGCUAUGUGAAUAACGUAGCUGAAGUUGACGUUCUUAGAUCUACUUACUGCGGGGUCCACACUAUGCAAUGUCGACUGCACUUGCUGAGGACUAGCUUCUUGGCAAGUUUUAAAAAUAACUUCAUUUUAUUUGAGUGCCAAAGAAAGUUAUUUUGUUUAAGUACUUGGGGAUCAAAUGCUUCUCAUAUAUGGGAUAACUCAAUCAUGGUCAAAUUAAGUUUUACUUUAAAACAUCUCUCUUUGGGUUCAGAACAUGUAUGAAAAAGUUUUCGGGGCCUAAAAAUUAAAGUGGAAAUGUUGUUUCCCCAUCAGGACUUAAAAACACCUUCAACAUUUGUACGUGUUCACCGGCAAGUGAGAUUUUUGAUUUUCAAAAGACUCUGUGUCUGUGUGACGCUGAUUUUCAGUGAACAACGCCAAGUAAUGAAGCAAGAAUAACAACUUUUGGAGCCAAGGCUGUUUUUAGCAGGCCCAUAAGUGCUUCCUUGAUGCAUUGAUUUUCAAAAGACAAUAAAUGACCUGAGAGUGUAAGUCCUACUGAAAGUCCAACAUGUGACCAAGGGCCAGAUUUUUAAAGGUAUUUAGGUGCCUGGUCAGAUUGUCAAAAGCAUCUCAGCGCGCAACACUCAAUUAAAUCAAUGAGUUUUAGGCAACUAGAUAUUUUGAAAAAAAAACCUAGGCACCUAAAUACCUUUUAAAAAACCUGCUGCUACCUCACGUAGAAGCACAAGUCCUGUUGAAAAUCAAACAUGUGCCUGUUAUUCAUGGGAAAAAAUCAAUUGGCUUUUUGCUCCUAAAUUAUUUGAUUACCUAACACACCUAGGAACAGUAGCACAUAAAUCAGUUAGGCUCUUUCAAAACUCCCAUGCACCAAUGAUAAGUAGCUUCCAGCCUAUCACAUAAGCCUUCUAAACACAACCCUACUUACAAUAGUUUUUAACUCUUGCCCUGUUACUUGACUUUAUUCAUACACACAUUUAAUCUCAGGUUUGCACUUGUGAUACAUGGCAUUAUUUAUUUGCAUAGCAUGGGUGGUGUGCUAGCUGUUUUACAGACAGGCCUAAGGAUUUUAUUUCCCCCUGAAGGACCAAAAAUAGCUGGGUGGGAUAGAUGGCCCUUGGAGCGGAUUUUCGUGUUGUGUAGUGAAGCAAACUGGACAGGGUUAUACUUGACAUUGUUGAUUAAACACAUGGCUCUGGAGCUGCCUGUACCAUCAACAGCCCAUUCUCAUAAAGUAAAGUAAAAAAAUGACAGACUGGGGGAAACGGUGGGAGAGGGGGAGGGAGGAAUACUACAACCCAGACCUCUCUUCUUGCCUACCUAAUCUCAUUGUUAAUGUGGUGACAAACGCCAAGCAAAGGAAGCAGCUGAUACCUAAAGGGAUCAUGGUUUGAUCCACUGAUCAAACAUAUGGUUUGAUCUAUUGAAGCCAACAUGAAGAGGUCAAUUGAUCUCAGUGGACUUUGGAUUAGGCUCAUUUCUGUCACAACAAAUACAUAGCGCAGUCGGUGCUUGUUUUAGAAAUCUGUCUUCUUCCCAGACACUUGGGUCAGAAAGAUAUGAAGUCAGCCCGAUUUCUCUUACAGGUCCCUGCUUUGCAACUGAUUGGUAAUCACUGAACUUCCAAAUUUGGGUUUACUCUGUCAUUAGAGCUGUUUCCAACAUACUCUCUAUGUAGCUGGUUUUUUAAACAACCAUUUCCACCCUUAAGAUGAUCAUUUUGGUUGUGUAAGUUACAACACCCUUGCUUGAGUAUUCAGCCACGGACAAGGCCUAACAGCCAAACUUUGUGCAGCUCUAAGUGAUGGACAAACAAAUGAGUAACUGAUUAAUCAUAUAAUGCCAGUAAAAGAGAAAUGAGAAUUAGAAUUACCAAGUGCCAUAGGAAGAUUCUUGAACAGACAGCCUUCAACUGGCUCACGCCACCAUGUCCUCACCUUUGUGGAGCGAACAACAACAGCGAAUAGUCACACAAUUCAUUUACACACAAUUAUCACUAGCAGAAUCAAUCUCUACUGGCAUGAGAUAUCCACAUUACCUGGAGCUGACAUUUUUCUGGUCACUCGUGCAUGGGAGCUUGCAAAUAACUUCAGGGCACAGUUUGAUAAAAAGCCAACCUACGCUGUGAAUAUCUAUAAACGUCUCAAUAUUCUUCAGAGCAAUAUGAUUGACACCGGUGCAAAAUGUGACAGCUGCUAGGACUAGUAUGUUGACCAUGCUGUGACUCACAAAAGGGAGCUCUGUGAUUAAAUUGUGGCUAGGCAAAAACAGCUAGAAUAUAAGACAGGAAACCAAUACAGGGAGCUUGACUCUCCCAAUUGCAAGAUUGGUUGGAGGAAAAAUAUGUAAAAGACCCAAAAUGUAAGUAAUAACAUACCAUACUAUGAUUUUUGACUUUCCAGGGAAGUCUAUCAUAGCUACACCAAACCCUAUGGGUGAAAUCCUGCCGCCAUUGAAUUCACAGGCUCCCAUUGAUUUCAAUAGCAUCAUGAUUUCACCCAGGGUCUAUGUAUAGAGAAACUCAUCUGGCUGUCUGCCCUCUACUUGUUUACAAAUGGUUUAUUACACUAAUUUCCAAUGAUUAGGAUAACAAUCGUCUGUUAACACUCCUACCUUACUGCCUGUUCACAUCCUUAAGCUAUAUAUAUGUAAUUACACUCUGUGGAUGCAACUGUUUACUCAGUUGGGUAGUGUCCUGAAACCAUUCAUUUGAAACACCUGACUAAUUACUGAAAUAAAAUCCUUCUAAGACUCCUGGGAAACCUGCAGCCCUAAAGA
Messenger RNA from Mauremys mutica (yellowpond turtle), 4905 nucleotides. It is a transcript of the gene HSD17B2, whose product is annotated as hydroxysteroid 17-beta dehydrogenase 2. Gene Ontology annotation, molecular function: oxidoreductase activity. The coding region runs from base 697 to 1905 and encodes 402 amino acids. The record is from RefSeq and is a predicted model, not a curated record. NCBI's taxonomy places the organism in Eukaryota, Metazoa, Chordata, Testudines, Geoemydidae. The transcript is spliced from 5 exons.